ACCCAGUGGAGUGUGGUUUGGUUUAGGAGGGUCAAGAGGGACAGAGAAGUGUCUGUAGAUGAUGAAUUGCAACGGGUAUCCUCUGGGAGGGCCAGCACCUCCUUAUAAUUAAUUUAUAGGAAGGGAACGGUGCUCUGGACUAAUGUCCUCACCCUUGAAUUGCAGGAGUCCCUUUUCAGAGUCCCACUUCAGGUCCAGUCCAAGGCCCUGCAGAAGGCAGUAGAAAGAAUUCCCAAGGCAGCAGGGCUGGCCCUGCUCUGGCAGCAGGUGGAUGUGUCAGCUCCCUUCAGUGACAUCAGCCUGGUCUGCCUCCUUCAAUUAAUUUGUUCCCUAAAAGAUGAGAACAAAAGCCAAAAGUCUUCUGGCCAACCUCCUUGCACACAAAAAAAGCCCACAAACAUGGAGUUUCAUUUUUUCAAGUCCCUCUGUUAAAUACAGUCCUAUUUGUGACUUUGGGCACCUUACUGUCUGGGCACAGAGUACCAUAAAGGCUCCUUCUGAAAACACACCAUUAGCAAGCCCUGCACCAAACCCAGGUUCACAGUAGCUCAUGAUGCAGUUUAACUGCAGUUCGUUAGAGAGAUUGCAAUCUAUUUCCUACUGGCACAGCUUUGAGCGGUUGCUCACAGAGCUCUUCCUCCCCCCUGGUUUUUACAGUGCUCUUUUCUUACAGUUAGUUUCACAGAGAGGCUGUGUUUGUAGGCCCAUGUGCAUGACGUGGCUGCCCCCGUACAAAGCAGCUCUGUGUAUCUGUGGGGGUGCCCAGUGGCCCCGUGCCCCAGUCCCACGCAGCACAGAGGGGGCAUGGGUGGCUGCAGCCUUCGUGGUGACAGUCUCAGGGACCUGUCCUGCCAGCCAGGGGCUGUGGCAAGUCAAAUGUGUCACCUCUCCUCCUCCUCACUGUGCUGGGUACUAUGGGAUAUUGUAAGGGGUUGGGAUGUUGAGCAGUGCUGUAUGGCCGUGACAACCCUACACAGUCUCCAGGCAGACCUGGAGUCUCUGCCUGGCUCUGAUAUGACAGUGCCACACCAGCAUUCCAUGUGAGCACAGGGUCUCUCCACUCCACAUGCUUUCUGGUAGAGCAGGACCUUCACAACACAUCAUACCUCUGGGUACAACACCAUUUCUUGCAUCAAGGUGUAGCACUGAUCCCUGCAGCUCCCCAGGUGACCCCAGCACAGCAGUUGCAGCCCCAUGAGACCCUCAGGCAGAGGGAGGAACCAGGAGUGUGCAACUGGGAAGGAAAUGGGCUGGGUGGAAAUGUGCUGAUGGGAGGCAGCACUAUCCUUCAUCAGCCCAUUAGCUCAACCUUUUCCCUGAUUAGUGUUGGGAUUGGUGCCAUGCCACACCUAUGCCAGGAGGAAAAAAGCCACCUCCACACAACCUCAGCUUUGUCAGAAGGGCUCUAUGACCCUAGGAGGCAUGCGGGGGUGACCGUGCCAUCACCUCUCACCAGCUCUAGGGCUGCACCAAUUUUCUUUAAAAGCAACUCAUCAGAACGUCGCUUCUGCUCUGAACAGCCUAGUUCCUGUGCAGCAGAAUUAAUGCUACGAGGACAGGCGUGGAGGGAAAGUCAGGUUCCAGUGUCAGCACUGCCUUUGGUCGGCUGCCAAGCUGUGAGCAGCCAGGCCUGUCCCAUCCUUCAGGAGCAGCAACCUGCCUGAGUCAGCAGCAGGCGUGCAGUGUUGGGGAUGUGCACCAGCACCUCACCCGAAGGAUAAACUCCUGUAAAAAGGUUGCAGGGAGGCCCUCGCUACAAGAAAGACAUCGAAGCCCUGGAGCACGUCCAGAGAAUGGCAAGGCAGCUGUGAAGGGUCUGGAGCACAAAUCUUACAAGCGGCUGAGGGAACUGGGAUUUAGUCUGGAAGAAGCUCAGGAGAGACUGUAUAGCUCUCUGUAACUCCCCGACAGCAGUGCCAGGCCUGUUCUUAAUUGCGGUUACAUCUCAUUAAUGAGGGGCAUCAUCGACCACAGCAGGAACGGAGCCUGUGCUUUAAAACACAACACCACUGAUCCCAUCAGUCAGCACUGUGGUUUACCCAAGGCAUGAGGGCGUAAGCUCAGCCCAGUCUAAGACCUUUAAGCACAGUAUAAGAGCAGAAAGAGAGGGAGGUGCUGGGGAGCGGCAGGGAAGCCCCACAGCUCCCCACGCCAGGCGCCCACCCCACCGCCAUUUUGCGCCUCCACCCCUCCCUCUUUACUUCGCGCGCCCCGCGGGCAGCGCCUACAUUUCCCACGAUGCCCCGCGCCUUCACGCGAGAAGGAGAUGUGCGUCCUGAACCCGCCAGGGGGCGCCGUGCGACAGAGAGGGGCGGGGCGGGCUUGGGGCCGUUGCCGUGGUGACGCGGUACUCACUUCCGGGCGGCUCCGAUUGGCUGCGGGGCGCUGGGAAUGCGGUGGCGUCAGGGCGGGCGCGGUGACGUGAGGCUGCGGGGCGCAGCGGCGGCGGCAGAGGCAGAGCUGCGGGACGGGAGCGGGGCCGUCACGGGAGAUCACUUUGGUCCCCAGCUCUCCAUGCUGACAUGGUAACGGAACGGCGGCUCUCAGCGGCUGGCAGGCAGGGACAGCUGCGGAGAGGCUAGUGCAACUGGCAGGGUCCAUCUCGGAUAGAUGCAGAUGAUGCCAGAGCUAUGACAGGGAUUGCAGUCCUGGCACUGAGGGGUGAUCAGUUAUGGAACAACUACAGGAGGAAGUACCUGAGGUCAGGGAAGAGGAGGAGGAAGAGGAAGAGGCAGUGACAGUGCCCAGCGGAGCCUCGGACCCAAGUUUAGGACCAGACAGCUCGCUGCCCUCGAGCAGCUACACCGACCUUUCGCAGAGCUCCUCUCCCUCCCUGUCAGACCAACUGCAGAUGGGCUGUGAGGAGACGGCCUCGGGGGCACUGAACGUGGAGUGCAGAGUCUGUGGAGACAAAGCCUCGGGCUUCCACUAUGGUGUGCACGCCUGCGAGGGCUGCAAGGGUUUCUUUCGCCGAACAAUCCGCAUGAAGCUGGAAUAUGAGAAGUGUGAGAGAAGCUGCAAGAUUCAGAAGAAAAACCGGAAUAAGUGCCAGUACUGCCGCUUCCAGAAAUGCCUCUCAUUGGGCAUGUCACAUAAUGCGAUCCGCUUUGGCCGCAUGCCGGAGGCAGAGAAGAGGAAGCUGGUAGCAGGGCUGACGGCGAGUGAGAUCAGCUGCCAGAACCCACAGGUGGCUGACCUGAAAGCUUUCUCCAAGCACAUCUACAACGCCUACCUGAAAAACUUCAACAUGACCAAAAAGAAAGCGAGAGGUAUCUUGACCGGGAAAGCCAGCAGCACCCCACAGCCUUUUGUGAUCCAUGACAUGGACACCCUGUGGCAAGCAGAAAAGGGGCUGGUCUGGAAACAGCUGGUGAAUGGGAUCCCCCCCUACAAAGAGAUUGGGGUGCACGUCUUCUACCGCUGCCAGUGCACCACGGUAGAAACUGUGCGGGAGCUCACCGAGUUUGCCAAGAGCAUCCCCAGCUUCAUAGGCCUCUACUUGAAUGACCAAGUGACUCUGCUGAAGUAUGGGGUGCACGAGGCCAUCUUUGCUAUGCUGGCCUCUAUCAUGAAUAAGGAUGGGCUGCUGGUGGCCAAUGGGAAUGGCUUCGUGACCCGCGAGUUCCUGCGUAGCUUGCGCAAGCCCUUCAACGAGAUCAUGGAGCCCAAGUUUGAGUUUGCUGUGAAGUUCAACGCACUGGAGCUGGAUGACAGCGACCUGUCUCUGUUUGUGGCUGCCAUUAUCCUGUGCGGAGACCGUCCCGGCCUGAUGAACGUGAAGCAGGUGGAGGAGAUCCAAGACAACAUCCUCCGAGCACUGGAGUUCCACCUGCAGUCCAACCACCCGGACGCCCAGUACCUCUUCCCCAAGCUGCUGCAGAAGAUGGCUGACCUGCGGCAGCUGGUGACAGAGCACGCCCAGCUGGUGCAGAAGAUCAAGAAGACAGAGACAGAGACCUCCCUGCACCCGCUCCUGCAGGAGAUCUACAAGGACAUGUAUUAAGGACCUCUUAUUUAUGAGAAUGAAGCCAUGGAUUCCAAGCGAGACUCUUUGUACAAAAACAAAGAAAACCUUUCCCCAUGUCUUCCAUUUCUUCUACUGGAAACUCUUUUCUACACGCCUCCAAUGUACGGUACAUAGGACAAGGCGCCGGAAGGUUUUGCAGCCACCUCCUGGUAGCUUGGGACUUCCAUUAACACACUAACGAAUUUACAAAGGCAAAUCAUAAGCUACUGUUUCCAUUACUGUGGGGCCUCCAGAGCAGCUGGGUUGUUUGCAUGGCAUGGACAGGGGGUUCCUGCAGCAGCUUGGGGCUAGUGGGGGCUGCUCUGGUUGUUCAGAGCCCCAAGCGUGGUGUGGUUUCCCUGUGGGCAGCAGCAGCACUUAGGGUGUGUCUUUAUCAUAUUGCACUCUAAAGAUGUAGUCCUGAGCUGUGAAGUUUAGGACAGUGACACAAAAGGAAGUAUUUCUCUUCCCCAAGGAAAAGCUGACAUAUUUGAAGAUGUCUAUGGCUGUCCUAGCAAAGAGCCUUGGUUGCAGCCCCCCUCUCUGUGCUCCCAGUGCCUCCACUUCAGAGGAACCUGUCCCUUAGCACCUCUGUGUCAAAGAGGGGAGGGAAGGGGUUGACUCAAGAAUUCACCUUCGGAGCAGAGGCCGUAAUCCUUCUGCUUCCUCAGGCAGUUCUGUGCAGAUAGGAGUUCUAGAAAGGUCUGCACAGGGCAGGUUUGGGAUGAGGUGGCUGUGCUGGGCUCCCUGCAAGCACCAGAGCAAGCAAAGCCUUCAGCAACACCAGCAUGCGGAAAGUCACAGCCAGCCCACAGAGCCCAGGGUGCUGACAGGGCGUUUGUGGGGCUGUGGGGAGGGAGCACAUCCCAGGCUGGAAGGUUCUGCAGAAGAGAUCUGGUGAUCCACGACUCCAGCAGAGCAGCCUUGGCAUGGGAACAGCAGCACUGAGGAGUACAGGAGAUCGCUGCACCCCAACCUGGUGUUGCUGCCACCAAAGCGUGCGUGGCCUUCACCCCUCUGCUUAUGGCUGUGCCUCAGUUUCCCCCUCCAGGAAAGGAAGCCAGGCUGCCCUUUGCUCAGAGGGGGGAAAUGAAAAUCGAUCAGUGUACUGGUUGCAAAGAGCUUUGCAGCUGUAAAACACAAUAUAAACACCAAGUAUUCAUAAGGGGGAGAGAUGCUCACACCAAGCUGCCAGGGAGGCGUCCCAUGCUCUGCUCCAUCCACACCCUGAGCUUUGGGUUCUGGCCUUCCCCUCCAUGCUGCUGGGCUGGCAAUCCCACACCUGCUGCUGCCCUCUGCCUCCUCAUUGUGCCUCAGUUUCCCCACCCUCACCUCCCAGCCAUACCUCACAGGGCUGUUAAGGAGUUACCAUUUCUAAAGCACUUUGAAGUCCUCUGAGGAAGGCACCAGAGAUGUGUGCUGCUCCCAGCAUGGGGGUCUGUCCCCAAAGCCCCCGCUGGCCCCAGCUCGGUGGCACCCCUAGGGCACAUGGACCCCUGCGUUGGUCACCUGGGGGACUUUUUGCUCUUCCCUUCAGUGUAACAACCCUCAAACUGAAAUGUAUAUUUUUGCUAGAAGUACAAACCUCCAAGUGUUUUUAAUAAUAUAAAUAGUGUCUGCAAACUGACUUGACUUUAAAUAAAUCUGAACUAAAUAUUUAA
Molecule: messenger RNA, 5667 nt
Organism: Phasianus colchicus (ring-necked pheasant)
Lineage: Eukaryota; Metazoa; Chordata; Aves; Galliformes; Phasianidae
Gene: PPARD
Product: peroxisome proliferator activated receptor delta
Biological process (GO): negative regulation of inflammatory response; cell differentiation; negative regulation of cholesterol storage
Cellular component (GO): nucleus
Molecular function (GO): DNA-binding transcription repressor activity, RNA polymerase II-specific; nuclear receptor activity; RNA polymerase II cis-regulatory region sequence-specific DNA binding
Source: RefSeq, a predicted model, not a curated record